AUGCUUGGUAGCCGUAGGGAGAAGUUCGCAUCCAUAUUUAACAGAGUUAAGGGAAUGAUAGAGAAGGGUGCAUUAGCCCACGAAGACCGUCCUUUAUGGUACGAUGUGUACAAAGCAUUCCCUCCACGAGUUGAUCCAACAUAUGAUCGACAGUGCCCCACUAAUGCUGUCCGAAAUAUUUUGUAUCCAGAGGACCGUGAAAGAGCGACAGUACAGAUCGGAGACUUUGAACAUGUUUAG
This is a messenger RNA of Trichobilharzia szidati, 240 nucleotides long. The record is from the annotation of a GenBank genome assembly. NCBI's taxonomy places the organism in Eukaryota, Metazoa, Platyhelminthes, Trematoda, Strigeidida, Schistosomatidae.